AUGAUAAUUCCACAUAUCCGAUCACACGUUUUUUGGAAAAUCUUGACAUUAUUCACUUUUUUGCAUUUAUCCUCUCCAUUAGAAGUUAUAAUUGCCUAUGAUGAGAGCCUUUAUCCAGAUGAAAACUUUAUUCUAAGCAUAACUCAAUCGUUAAGUGGCUCUGUGGACUGGCACAAAUGCAGCAUCUCAAAUCUUCCUCGCUGCACUGACUAUUUUCCCACUGCGAGAAUUCUUGUAGAUUUAUCAAAUGAUAUAGCGACACAAAGCUCAAUUUCCCAUUUAUGCCAAAGUCGGAUUUUGAUUCAUUUAGUUCUCCAAAACAACGUGAAAUUUGAAAAUAAGUGAACUUUUGCGCUUGGAUCUUCCAAAACUCAGCAGAUAAAUGCUGUAUUGUCUGUACUGAGAUCCCUAAAUUGGACCCAAGGGAUCGCUUUUAACAAUAAAGCAAAUUAUGAUGUAAAAGAAGCCAUAAAAGAUUUUUCAUAUGACUUUAAUUUUUUGGCUGUUGAAGAAAAAUCAAGUAUUGAAGGGCUUAUCAAUAAAGUCGCUUUUCGAGAAGGCGCAACUGUAUAUUGUAUCUUUACAAACUGAGAAGAGUCAUUAGAAAUCCAAAAAAACUUAAAAAAAUCCAAACUUCUAACAGCUGGCAAUGGGAUUAUUCUUGAUCAAGAAAGCAGCUAUCAGUGUGAAACUGAUGGCGCUUUAAUAAUCACUGACUUCGCACACGAAUUUGCGAUUUCUUCUGACGAAUAUUUUAAAGACUCCAUCAUAAGUGCGGUUUCUUUCAUUAUAAACCAAACUUCAAAUGAAACCGCCUGAGAUAUUCAAAUCCUUAUGCAGGGCUUCCGAAAUAGUCCUAACAAAAACAAGUUUUCUUUGGUUAAUAUUCAGAACGGAAACAGAGUAGUCGUUGGGUCAAUUGUAAAUAAUAAUAUCCUCAUAACAAAUAAUCUGACUUUUCCCGGGCCCUCAAAUACUAUUCCAAAAUCUACCAAAAAAAUUUUGAAUUUGAGCAUAAACGCAGGCCCUACAAAUCCUUAUGCAUUGCCAGCAACAGGGGGUGUAAUUGCAGCUAGAGGGACUUAUUUUGCAAAAGAUGAAAUAAAUGAUGGCCACACUAUUUUGCCUAAUUUUCAUAUAGAGCUAUUUAGCUACGACUGUGGUGCUACCGUUUAUAAUGCAAAAUUUGCUUAUAGCUGUUUUCUCAACGACAUUGAUAAAUUCGGCUUUGGCCAUGUGUCAUCAUAUGCUUCCAAUGUAGCUAUUGGAGCAAUGCAGACAUUUAAGCUGCUCAAUGUAACAUUCCCAAUAGUUGGAUGCUCCAAUACAGACGCUUCAUUGAAUUCCACUGCAAAUUUUCCUAUGUUUACAAGGGUGGGCUACUCCAUUGCGUAUGCUUAUUCAUUGCUUUCAGUUUUGAUCAAAGUUAUGGGAUAUAAAAAAAUUGCGAUUUUAUAUCAAAAUGAUUCUUGGGCGAUCGGAAGGUCUUGAUAUUUAAAUCCAGCUAUAGAUAAACAAGGACUAGAAAUCGUGAACCCAGAAAGCACCUGGUAUAUUCCUGCAGGCCUUGACAGAGAAGGCUUAAAAAAUUAUGCAAGCACGAUCCAAAGGAUUGUUGACUCCCAAGCUAGGCUGUUGGUUUUGACUAUGCAGUAUCCUAUGUAUAACUUUUUAAUGGAGUUUUUUUAUGAUCUUGGCAUUAGAAAAGGUGAUUUAUUUUUUUUUGCGACUUAUUUGGAUCAGUUAACUGCUGCUGGAAAGGACGAUAUUUAUGCAUGAAAAAGGAUUGCAGUCGGAAUCCCUACUUUUAGGAUGCUUCCACAAAAUUGAGUAGGCAAAAAAGGAGCGAAUAUUAAAGAAAAAAUCACAUCUAUGUAUAUAGCCUGAUCAUGCUUUGAAUUGGACUUGUAUGAUGUCUCCUGAUGUUAGAUGGGGAGUUGAAGAACUAGAGCUCAUUGGCAAAGCAACUCCAUGGCAAAUCCAUUUUUUAUCGAAAUUUAUCAUCUGGGGGUUGACUUUGCUAGCAAACGUUGGUUAGAAAACUCCCCAUCUGACGACUCAAUCCCGAUCCAAAGCAGGGAUUGGGAUAAAGAGCCUACAAAUUCCUAUACUUGUCCUUAUUAUGAUGGAAUAUAUAUAAUAGCUCAUGCUUUGGAUUAUAUGAUAAAUAGAGGGCAAGAUUACACUGACCCUUAUAAGCUAGAAGCAGCUAUUAGAAACCAGCAAUUUCAAGGCUGCACAGGAAAAGUGACAAUUGAGAAAGGGACUAAUGAUAGAAUUGUUGACGUCUGAGACAUCGAAAUAAACCAGUUCGACGACGCAGGAAAUGUUAUAACUCAGUUUAUCGGGAAAUUAAAGCCUUUUUCCUCACAAAUUUUAAGUAUCACAAACCCCAUCAUUUAUCCUGAUGGAACUACUAUUAAACCUAGCGACCUAAGAAAUGAAAAUAAUAAAUGCCCAUUCCCUGAUAAGGACAUAAGGACUUUUCCUAAAGGGAGAGGACUGCUUUUUGGGAUUUGCUUUUUGGUUGCCUUGGUUACAUUUGGAAUUACUGUUUUAAUAUGGAAAAAAUGAUGAAAUAUAUCAGUCGACGAGCUGAAGAAAAAAGAAGAAAUUUCAGUCCCAGAUUUAAUCGUGGGAAUAUCAAUAAUCGUUGAAUUUUUCCAAUAUACGUCGAUGGGGCCUGAAACUUCAAUUUUUUCUUCAAUAGUUUCGAAAUUUGCUAAUUCUUUGUCACUGAAUUUAGAUGAUAUUUUAAAGAUGGAAAAUGGGGUAUUUUGGGUGGUUGUGGAAAUUGUUUUUGGAGGGAUUGGGCUCUGAGCUGUUCUAUGUGCUGUUGUUUUGUUAAGGCUUGAUGAAAAAUGGCAGUUUAUUUCUAUUUUUAAAUUUUUAUCAUGACUUGCUGACUAUCUCAUGCCGAUUUUAGGGAAUUUGUGCUUUAUUCCUUUUAUAUCGAUUUGCCUAGAUGUGUAUUUAUGUGAUCAAUCUGUUGGUGACGAUUUUACAGACAGCUUUCUUGCAAGAGAUUGCCACUAUUUUUGCUGAAAAGAUGAGCAUCUGGUAUAUGCAAUACUGUCUUGUUUGGCGUUGAUUUUAUAUGUGCCUUUGGCUAUAUUUUGUAGGCCGCUCUGGCAAGAAUUGCAGCUAAUGCUUCAUGUCAAAGUCGUUCCCUUAUAUUUAGUCGAAAUAAAUAUAAAUAAAUUUAUAAAAAGCAUUUCCUAUAAGCAGCCCGAAUGGGUUUAGUAACUGGGAGCUUCUCUAUUAGUUGGUCAGGCUAACUAAGGAUAUUCAUAGAACCUAUAUAUAUUAUAUUAUUUUAAAAAAAAAACCUCAAUAGUUUUUAAACUAAUAAAAUCAGAUAAAUUCGAUCUAAAAUUAAUUUUCUGAUAAAAAUCUUCGUCUAAUCUUUUUCUGAUAAAAUUUCUAAUCAAACAUUAAUUUUUUUUGAAAUAUGCCUUAUAUUUGAUGGUAAAAAGUAUUUUUCAGAUUUCAUUAAUUGUGAUGAAUAAAACUAUAAAACGAUCUCAAGAAAUAGCCCAUAGUGUUUUGUUUAUAAUAGUCCUGCUGGUUUAUAUUAUAUUUACUUUUAAAUUUAAGCCCUACAAUUAUCCAAGAUUUAGCUGAUGGCAAGGUUUAAGCCUAAUUGGUGUUGAAUGGCUAGCUUUUAUAUCUACGAUUGCUAUAGGGAUCCAGGAUGAUUUCAUUCCGCUUUUAGUAGUUUUGAUUUUUGGCUGGUUUAUUAUUGCCAUUGUUGGACUCUAUAUUCGGGUCCAGGUCCAAAAAUCAUACACUCUUUUGAUGGUGUACAUUUCACAGAAAAUAUUUGGUCAAAAUUGGUUGAAAUUUUUUCUUAAGUGAGACAUUUGUCACCAAAAGGUUGAAUUUCGACCAAAUGUCACGCUAUUUAAAAUUUUUCGACUAAAUGCACUUUCGAUAAAAUGCACACAAAUAAAACUACACAAUCAUUUUACAUUGAGCCCUAUAUUCAAAAGAAAAAAUAUCCCAGUCUGCUAUUUAGAAAAAGUACCAAAGAUACAUCAACUUUGUUUAAAUUUGCUUUUUCUUUUGGAAAAAGUGUUGGAUUUUCAAAGGGAAAAAUAUUCCCAAAAGAACAAAAAAUUACUUCCUUCCCCCUUCUUUGAGAAACCAUUGGAAAAAUCCCUAUUUUUUGAACAAAAAGUUUUUUUAAAAAAUAUUUUGAUAAUUAUAUAUUGAAUCUCUAGCUAAUUCUGCGAAAAUUUUAAAAUAGCUUGCAUUUUAAAACAUAAAUUUUACAAAUUAAACUAAUAUUUACUCUCCUCCAUGAGCGAACAAAAUUUUUUGUUUGUCACAGAGUGGCAGGAGCUAA
Blepharisma stoltei is the source of this 4348-nucleotide messenger RNA. NCBI's taxonomy places the organism in Eukaryota, Ciliophora, Heterotrichea, Heterotrichida, Blepharismidae. The record is from the annotation of a GenBank genome assembly.